AACACCGCCCGCGCUGCGCCGGUGCCGGCCAUGGAGGAGGAGGAGGAGGCGGCGGUGGCCUGGAUGGACCAGGCCCUCGACGUGGCUAAAGAGGCGCUGGAGAAGGGGGAGGUUCCCGUCGGUUGCCUGCUGGUGUACAACGGCGAGGCCGUGGGGCGGGGCAGGAACGAGGUCAACGAGACGAAGAACGCUACUCGACAUGCAGAAAUGGUGGCAAUUGAUCAGGUCCUUGACUGGUGCAAGCAACACAACAGAGAUUAUACAGAAGUGUUUGCACACUCGGUAUUGUACGUAACUGUAGAGCCUUGUAUCAUGUGUGCAGCUGCCGUGCGCUUGAUGAAAAUUCCACGGGUCAUAUAUGGCUGUCGAAAUGAGCGAUUUGGAGGCUGUGGCUCAGUUUUGAGCAUCUCGUCUGAUGAUAUGGUAGACACAGGAGAACCAUUUGAAUGCAUUUCUGGCUAUCGUGCCGAAGAAGCAGUGGAAAUGUUAAAAGCUUUCUACAGACAAGAAAAUCCCAAUGCACCAAAAUCAAAAGUACGGAAGAAAGACCAUCGUAAUUAGCCCUAUGCUGAUGGGAGACAGAAACUUACCAAAAAUGAGACAUGAAGAUUUCUUCAGCGUCCUUCUUUUUUAAAAUGUACAGUCCAAUUAAACUAUGUCUAAUGUUCUGUACAGAGUUUUUACUAAUAGGAUACUCGCUACCUGUUCCUGCGUUUCUACAUAUGUGUUUUCUUGUUAUCAUACAUGACCAAACAGAAGAAUAAGUGGCUGUUUUUAGAAAGAGGAAAAUCUAUGGUUCAAGUUCAGUUGUUUACAGCCAGAUGGAUCCAUUAAAAUUCUGCCAUUCUGUACAGCACGUUCUAGAAUAUUUUCUUUCCUUCUGUCUGUGGAGAAGCGUCUUGGUUUUCCAAUAGUAAAUGUUUGCUUAGGCAAGUAAGUAAAUCUCUUGGAAAGUUACACUUGUAAGACCUUCACAGUCCUUGUGUGUAUAUUUAAUCAAAAGGCAUAUAAGGAAUUGUACAGCCCUUGAAGACUUCAGAUAAGAUCAUUGUAAUGGUUAUUAAUUGUUUUUUACACCCCCUCUAGCAUAAGCCAAAUUUUCAGACAUCUUCUGAAAGUCACAUACAUAUGUAGACAGGUAUAUAUGCAGAAUCACAUGUCUCAGUUUGUAUAUACUGUUGCUUAAUAAGCGUAAGCAAGCAUCACUUGGCUGCACAGCAUCUUCAUACAAAGUUGUGGAGAAACUCUCCACAACUCUCUUUAGACUGUCCACUCAUCUGGUGAAUAUUAGCAUAAGAAAUGCUUUAUUAUUAAGAAUCUGCUAAGUAGUUGUUCUCAGGUACUAAAUUAUAGUAACUGAGACGGGCAGAUACACAUGAACACCAGGAAAUUAAAUUGGUAAUAGUAUGAACAAAAUAUGUUUUGAGAUACUUACCUUUUUGUAGUGUUGGUUGGCUUUGUCAUUUCCAUGUACUUUGCUUGGCCGUGCAGUAAUUUAUAAUCCAGAAGAGGGCCUUACAGUUCCACUAAUGAAUUACGAAUACAAAGAAGUACAGUUCAAUCUUGAUUAUAUAUCUCUUAGUGGAUACUUCUCUUAAGCAUGAAACUGUUUGUAGUUUAUUCAGCUGAUAUUCAGAAAUUUGAGAAAUGCCCUAACUUUUUUUUUUUAAUGUAAGUGGUUAGAAUUCUAUGACUAUAAAAA
Molecule: messenger RNA, 1702 nt
Organism: Haliaeetus leucocephalus (bald eagle)
Lineage: Eukaryota; Metazoa; Chordata; Aves; Accipitriformes; Accipitridae
Gene: ADAT2
Product: adenosine deaminase, tRNA-specific 2
Exons: 6
Coding region: 31-561 (176 amino acids)
Biological process (GO): tRNA wobble adenosine to inosine editing
Cellular component (GO): cytoplasm; nucleus
Molecular function (GO): zinc ion binding; tRNA-specific adenosine-34 deaminase activity
Source: RefSeq, a predicted model, not a curated record